Prunus armeniaca (apricot) is the source of this 741-nucleotide messenger RNA. The record is from the annotation of a GenBank genome assembly. Lineage: Eukaryota; Viridiplantae; Streptophyta; Magnoliopsida; Rosales; Rosaceae.
AUGACAACCGUUGUUCAUAUCUCUAUCAAUUCCUUAGCUUUCAGGCUGAGCAGUUUGCAUAAUGACAUAUACAAGAAACCCAUCAAAUAUUACUCUGUGUCGAGGACAAAGAUUGGUUGUUUGAAGCAGAACAGGUUCAAGGUGAGGGCUUAUUGGGAGAGGUGGUCUUCCUUGGGAGGGGGUAGUGUUAAAGAUGAGAUGUUGGGGAGAGAUGAGGGAUGGAAGAAGAAGAAGAAAAGAGAGGUUGUGGUGAGGUUCAAUCAGGGGUUUGGGUUUAAUGGUGAUGGAGGUGGUGGUGGGAAAGAUGAUGGAGCCACUGCUAGAGUUCUGGGUAAUUUAGCCUUGGCUAUUGGAUUGACUUAUCUUUCAUUUACUGGGCAGCUUGGUUGGAUUUUGGAUGCAAUUGUUUCCAUUUGGCUCCUUGCAGUGCUUGUACCAAUUGUUGGUGUGGGUGCUUUUCUGUGGUGGGCAAGGCAGGAUAUGGUUCAAGACAGUUGCCCAAACUGCGGAAACGAUUUUCAGAUUUUCAAAUCUGCUUUAAAUGAUGAUUUGCAGCAGUGCCCCUUCUGCACCCAACCUUUCUCAGUGGUGGACAACAAAUUUGUAAUGGACUCUGUGAAAUACUCCAAUCAGUCUACAACAUUUGGACAGGCAUUCAACGACUACACCCGUUCCACAAGAGGGAAGGAGUCUUCUAAAGCAGUUGUUGAUAUUGAAGCAGAAGUAAAAGAUGCGGACUGA